This is a messenger RNA of Coccidioides immitis RS, 872 nucleotides long. RefSeq lists its product as uncharacterized. The transcript is spliced from 2 exons. The record is from RefSeq and is a predicted model, not a curated record. NCBI's taxonomy places the organism in Eukaryota, Fungi, Ascomycota, Eurotiomycetes, Onygenales, Onygenaceae. The coding region runs from base 1 to 678 and encodes 225 amino acids.
AUGACGACGAACCGAACCAUUGUUCUGGAGACGGCGCUUUGUGCUGCCGGAAGCUCGAGACCACCAAGGGCUUCUGUUGCGGAGGAUCCGAUUUCGGGAGCUGCUGCGGCGAUGCCUGCUGCCCGAAGGGACAUUACUCUGCAUACGCAGAUUCAAUCCGUAAUUGUGUCCGGCUACGUCACCCAGACCGAGACACAGACCAUUGUUACGCUGAUCACCAGUACAAACAGCGACGGCGAACUAAUAACAAAGACGUCGACACUUCCAGUAACUGUUGCGCCCGCCAACUCCCUUUCCAGCGACGACGGCCGCGGCGAUAGAGAUGGCACCAGCGCCCCAAUUGGCGCCAUCGUUGGCGGCGUGAUCGGAGGUGCAGCGCUGAUUUUAUUCUGUGCAAUGGCUCUCUUCAUCGGUUCUCGAAGAGGCUGGUUCAAGAAACAACCACCAACCGGCAGUGGUUCCGGCAUCAAUGAAAGAAGCAGAUACGAAGACUACAAACCGGUCGCCAGCGUGCCGUCAAAUCAUCUCGGUGGUACAUCUACAUCUUCGCCCAUCGAUACCCCUCCGAGCGACCCGCGGCUUUCGAUGUUUCCCGCGCAGCCGCUGGCACGUCGUCCGCUGCCGGAAAUGUCAAAUGUGAGUGCUUAUUAUGAGAUGCCCGUGAAUAACCGGGGUUAGGUAUCUAGGAUGAACGUGCAUAGGGAGCGGAAGGUAGUUGCAGUACUUACGCGAAAAGCGGUAUACUCCCUACAUAAUUCACAGUCAAUUCCUUUUCAUUAUCCGUCUACGGAAUACUCUGCAGCGUUUAUAUACCAGUGUCAUUACUGAUUUAAGGGCGUGCUGAUGAGCAAUAUUAAGUUUAAUGGAAGCAA